Messenger RNA from Chanos chanos (milkfish), 4175 nucleotides. RefSeq names its product protein-L-isoaspartate (D-aspartate) O-methyltransferase domain containing 1 (gene pcmtd1). Gene Ontology annotation, cellular component: cytoplasm. Gene Ontology annotation, molecular function: protein-L-isoaspartate (D-aspartate) O-methyltransferase activity. Lineage: Eukaryota; Metazoa; Chordata; Actinopteri; Gonorynchiformes; Chanidae. The record is from RefSeq and is a predicted model, not a curated record. Bases 241 to 1314 code for a protein of 357 amino acids. Gene Ontology annotation, biological process: protein modification process. The transcript is spliced from 6 exons.
AAAGAGAGUCGUAGCCAACCUAUAUUUAUGUGCGCUGUGUUGAAAAUGCGGUAUAUUGCCACCAUUUCACUUUAAGUUACUUGUCAACUGUGUCCAAGAACGUUCACAGCGAAACAGGUUCUAGACUGCACCCAAAAAGAGAGAGCACUCUGACGUGGGACUGAAUCUCUCAGGAAGGUUAUUUGCCAUAGGAUUUUUUUUCUUGUUUUCUUUUUUUUUUGUUUGUUGAGGGAGGCUAUCAUGGGUGGAGCUGUGAGCGCUGGUGAAGAUAAUGAUGACUUAAUCGACAACCUGAAGGAAGCACAGUACAUCCGUACAGACAGAGUUGAACAGGCAUUCCGAGCCAUAGACCGUGGUGACUACUACCUUGAAGGCUAUCGGGACAAUGCCUACAAAGACUUGGCUUGGAAGCAUGGCAAUAUUCACCUGUCAGCUCCAUGCAUCUAUUCAGAGGUGAUGGAGGCGUUAACACUUCAGCAAGGAUUGUCUUUCCUCAACCUGGGCAGUGGAACAGGCUACCUGAGCACAAUGGUGGGCCUGAUCCUAGGUCCAUUUGGGGUGAAUCAUGGUGUUGAGCUUCAUAAAGAUGUGGUUGAGUAUGCUAGAGAGAGACUGGAUGACUUCAUCAAAAAUAGUGACAGCUUUGAUAAGUUUGAGUUCUGUGAACCCAAGUUUGUGGUGGGAAACUGUCUGGAGAUUUCCUCUGACAGUCAUCAGUAUGAUCGGAUCUACUGCGGCGCUGGCGUUCAGAAGGAUCAGGAGAAUUAUAUGAAAAUCAUGCUGAAGGUUGGAGGAAUCCUUGUUAUGCCCGUGGAGGAUCAGUUGACUCAGAUAACGAGAACAGGCCAGAAUACAUGGGAAAGCAAGAACAUUCUUGCUGUAUCAUUUGCUCCUCUUGUCCAGCGGAGAAUGGAUGGGAGCAAAGCAGAUGCUGUGGAGCUUCCACCUGUGACUGUCAGGAGCCUACAGGACUUAGCACGCAUCUACAUUCGGCGCACUCUACGGAACCUCACCAACGAGGAGAACAUCUCCAAAGGGCCUCCUCAGAGACCUCCACAGAAACGCAAACGCAGACGCUGCCGGCGGCGACGCAUUAACACCUACGUCUUCGUAGGCAAUCAACUGAUCCCUCAGCCGCUUGAGAGUGAAGAGGACGAAAGGAUAGAGGAGCAAAGUAAGGAGGAGGACGUAAAGGACAUGAGUGAGCCAGUGAAGCCAGAGGAGCCCCAGGUCAACCUGCUGAGAGACAAGAUUCUGAGCCUGCCCCUGCCCGAGCCUCUGAAAGCUUACCUGUUGUAUUACCGAGAGAAAUAAUCACACCACAGAGUUUUCAUGCUGUAUGAAUGUUGAUAUGUUGAUAUUUUUUUUUUCUCUCGAUUUUUUUUUUCCCCACUGUUUUUUGAAAAAUGUAGCAUCGUUUUUAUCUUUCAGGAUGAUAUACAAGGACAGGGAAGGCCUCUGUGCUUGGCAAACAAAGCAAAGUUGAUCUGUAUCUGUAUUCUGUAUUUUGAUCAUUCUUGAAUCUCAGAUAUUAUAUUUAAACGUCUACUGCAAUAAGCAGAACUGGGGUGAUUUGGGCGUUUUGGACUACUAUGGUCAAAUCUUCAAGCAAGAACAGAAAGUUUGCGUAAUUCAAGCCAGCGUAACAAAAGACUUGUAGAAGGCAUUUCUUAGAUGCUGUGUAACAUAUCACUUUGAUUUGAUCAAAUCUGAAUAGAAGCGUUUUAAAAAGUUAUCAGCUAAAGAAUAACCAACAGUGAUCAUUGGGGUGUUUUUUCUGCCUUCUAUGGAUCAUAGACUGGAUAUAUUUUUAACCCUUUUUGUUCAUGCUGUAAAAUGCUCUUUCAGGACUCUUUUGGUCAAACUGUUCUGGCGGUUCCCAUGGGUAGCUGACCUGUCUGUCCUAUGUAUUUUGAACCUUUUUCCUCCCAGGCUUUCUAAUGACUGAUGUAUCUAAACAAGCGUCGUACUUUUUUAUUUCCACGCUCUGUAAGAUGGAUGUAUAGGAAGAUGCCCCGGGUAACACUGCACGUGUGGUCUUGGUGUGCACCAUCCGUGACUGUCUGCUAUUACAGGAGACUAAACAAAGACAUGCAGGUGACCAGAUGCAUAUCUUUGCCCAGUUUCUGACAGUUUAAGGUGACAUUUCAUCACUGGUGUGCUUUGUAAUACAUUUACUGCUUAGGUAAGAGUUUUCACUCCUGAUUCAUGAAGGUCCUGUGUGCUUGGAGGAAAAGAGAGAUAUGUGUCCAACGACAUCGCACAGGAAUAUUUGCAUCUGGUCUGUGUGGAUGCCCUCCCUGUCAUUUAUGAGGUGGACUGAAUCCAAGUCAUGACAGAGUUCAUUGAGCUCAUGGAGGAUCAAUAUGGCGCUAUUAAUUUCUGUAGUUCCACAGUGUUGACUGAUCACUAGGGCAGAAUCUAGGGCAGCAAGCCUAGGCCUUGUAGGAUCUGAAUGCUUUUCACCCUGUUACAGCUUCAGGACUCAUUCUGUUCAAGACGUGCCCAGGUGUGUCCCUGACUACCCAGGCAUGUUCACGCAGUGCUGAUCUCUCUGUUGGUUACACAGCAGCCUGUUUGAAUUGUGUUUACAGUAACUUGCGAUUCCCCUAUUUUCACUCCACAGUUAUUCUCACUUUUGUAUUUUGUAAGCAUAUGAUAGAUAUAAAUGAGAUACCACCUUAAAGAUUUCAUCUGAGCACAUUGAUUUAAAUGUCUUAGAACAGCUCUUGCAAUGCAUCUUAGCUGUGGCCAGUGAGUGUUUCCUAGAGUGUUUCCCAGAACCCAGUGUAAUGCAAAUGGUACCCUAAGUGAAUCUCUAUAGGUACUGCCCAUUUCCAAGGUGUUGAAAAGCUCCUGUUACAGUAACUGUAUGGGGUAAAUCAGUGGACCAUAUCAGACAUCAGAGAAAAUGAAUGAAAUUUGGGAAAAAGGAGAUGGAGCAAACAGGAAACCAGUGUGGUUUAUAGUCACAGAUUUUCAUAAGUAAUAUUUUUGUUUUCAGAAGUGCCUCGCUCAAAAUGCUUAAUGCACUUUGAGUGUGAUUUUUGUUAAGUUCAGGAUUUUUGAAUUACAGCCUAUUUUAUCUUUUUACAAAUCAGUACAAAAAGCCAUAAUUUCAUUUUAACAGAAUACAAUGCUGUAAAUUUACUAUUGGCUAAUAUCCACUUCUCUCUUUUCUCAAAGAACUAAUUUUUUUCAUCAAAAUUACGGUGACUGGGUUGAAACUGUUUAAAAUUCAUUUGUUUUGUUUUCGUUUUUGAGUGUUUGCUGUCAUGGUCAGAGUUCAGGUUUGGACUGUCAGUUCUGUCACCGGUUUGCCCCUGCAGACAGGCACACAGACAUUCACGCUGCAUGCCCAGUGUGCUUUUACUGCUCUCAUCUGCUUUUGUCUCUAAACAACAACUCUGAACAUGUGUGAGCCUCAGGGCUUUUGGGAACCACUCAAAAUGUGACGGCUUCUGAUUUGUGAUUGGAUGAUUUCUCAUUUGAAAUGUGAGACAUUUGGCCUGUUGGACAAAGAUAAAUUUCAGCUUCCAGUCUUUAACAGUAAAGGUCCACUACCACCUAUCAGAGCCAUCCUGUUUCCCUCCACAGCCUAUCGGAGCCACCAUGUUGCCCUCCACAGCCUAUCAGAGCCAUCCUGUUGCCCUCCAAAGCCUAGUGAAGCUGUGCAGUCUGCAGACUCGAUCGUGGAUCCCUCUCUGCUCUGUAUAUCUGGCUCUACUCUCAAACUAAACAUGCCUUCUAUGAUGAUUCUGUCAUAUCACAUCCAAAGCUUUAAAAAAAAAACCUAUAACCAAGCGUGUGCUAAUUUUGUCCCUUCACACUGGUCACAGUCUCCCUUCUGUCUGUGGGAUUUUUUGAAAUGUUGAUUUUUUUCUAUAGAAUAGAACUAUGAAUAUUCUGGGUUAAUCUGAAGAUGAUCUGGUCUGUGAGAACCAUCAACUUUAAUUUUUUUUUCACUUGAAUUUCACAAGAACAUGUUUCAGAUAGUAGGAAGCUUAAACAUUCCUCUCAGUGCUUCAGAGUGCCAGCAUGCUUCAGAUGGAGCCGAUUUUGUUUUUUUUUUUUAAGUUGUUUGUGUGGUUUUGAAGUGCAUCACUGGCGGUUUGUAAUUUGAUGCUUUGUUCACAACCAUAUUUUCAUUAAAUAUAUUUAUAUCACUUCUCUGA